This is a messenger RNA of Culex pipiens pallens (northern house mosquito), 1369 nucleotides long. It is a transcript of the gene CBP, whose product is annotated as sarcoplasmic calcium-binding protein. Gene Ontology annotation, cellular component: uniplex complex. NCBI's taxonomy places the organism in Eukaryota, Metazoa, Arthropoda, Insecta, Diptera, Culicidae. The transcript has 3 exons. Gene Ontology annotation, molecular function: calcium ion binding. Bases 450 to 1286 code for a protein of 278 amino acids. The record is from RefSeq and is a predicted model, not a curated record. Gene Ontology annotation, biological process: mitochondrial calcium ion homeostasis; calcium import into the mitochondrion.
ACGAUCUAGCAAUCGACGACGUCCAAAGAAGAUAUAAGAACUGACGCCCAAAACAAAGAAGCCGAUAGCGGCUGAAACGACGACGAACCCCCAAAAAUACUGGUGAACGUGAAUGGAGAAACGUACAGAGGCCAGUUGAUUCGCGCGCGGCCCCUUCAUGGUAGUGGUGAAACAUAGUUGGGUGUGUGUAGACGCACAAACCAGAAAGGUUCCAAAAAACUUGUUCGAAUUUUAAAAUCGUCACUUCCAAUCUGGCCAUCGAAGCCGCGAGGGACGUCGCCGUUUAGCUCUUCAAAGUUGAGUUUGAUUAAGAGUUUUUAAAAGGAAUAGUGUUAUCAGUUUUUAAAACAACAUAAAAGAACUAAACAGUUGAAAGUGAAAAGUGAACUCAAAUCGGUACCAAUCCACGUGUGUUUUUUUGCGCAAAAACGGCAUUAAAACCAUCCAAGAUGGCUUUCGCGUUGCUGAGAAACUGUGCACGUUCAGCGGUUCCGCUGCUGGAACGCAAUUCAUCAUCGCUUGCUGUGAUUGCUGGGUCUGGUUCCCAAACCAGCACCAUUCUAACGGAGAAGUACAACGGCGAAAACUUAAUCACGAAAACGCAGAUCAACUUUGUCAGUACCAAUGUGCGAAAGUACUCAAAGAAGAGCAGCAAACCGGAGCGAGCCUACGCCAGUGAUUCCGAUUCGGAUUCGGACGAUGAGCGGACGGAGCCCAAGAACAGACGGCCGCAGCGAAAGGAACGGGGCAACACGGAAUUCUGGCGGCGCAAGAUGCGCACCCUGCACGGUCUGCUGGACGUGAACAAGGACGGCGUCAUCUCGUACGACGAUUUCCAGCUGCUGACGCAAAAGUUCAAAUCGCUGGGCCACCUGAACGACCAGGCGAAGGCGGAAUUCCGUGACAUUAUGAAGCGCACCUGGACGGAACAGUGGGGCGAGAUUACGCCGUACAACCUGGUGACGGUCGAGCAGUAUCUGGCCGAUAUGCACCACGUGGUGAAUGAUAAGGAUUUGAGGAAGAAGGUGCAUCGAUUUUUGCCGUAUUUGUACAAGGCCGUGGACAAGGACCACUCCGGGUCGAUCUCGCUGGCGGAGUUUAAGCUGUUUUUCCGCUGUCUGGGGCUGACGGAAGAGAAUGCGGCCGUUUCGUUUGCUGUGAUUGAUAAAAACGGGGACGGGCAGAUCACGUUGGAUGAGUUUAUCAAGUUGGGGCGUGAUUUUUUGCUGACGGAGAACGAGGAUAAUGUGUCCAAGCUUUUCUGGGGACCGCUGGUGGAGCAUUGACUGUUGGAGGUUUGCUUCUUUAAGAAAUGGUGAUUUUUUUUGUACUUGAGAGUUGACAAUAUAUUAUAUGUGAAAUACGUUUG